AUGAUCGUGACCGAUUGCAUGAGACUGGUGGUUCCCGAAACGCUGCAAUCGGACAUCUUACACCACUAUCACACUACGUUGGAAGGAGAGGAGGACAUCAAGGAGUGGGGCGAACCUACCAGCGGAUCAGGGAUCACUUCCAUUGGAGGGGAUUAUACCGGAGCGUCCAGCGAUAUGUGGGGGAAUGCGUGGAUUGCGAAACAGGAAAAGGAAAACCGUUCGUCCCGAUCGGCCCAGACGGUUGCAGGAUCGUACGAGGAGUGCGUAUUUCGGCUAUUUGGUGCCUGUGAGAUGAUCCGGCACGAUCGAGAACCCGGCUUCAUGUCGGAUUUCUUCCGGGCGUUUAACAAGGUCUUGGGACAACGGCAGCGAGCGACGAUGGCAUAUCGGCCACAAGCCAACGGAACCGCUGAGAGACUGGUGCAGACCGCGACCAGGGCGCUCAAGAUGUACGUCCGCGAUCUCGAUCAGAAGGAUUGGGACAAAUAUGCUGAGCGACUCACCUUCGCGACCGAUACGGCUCACGACCGGAUCCAGGGAGAUAGGAGAUACCCCUCACUACUUGGUGCAUGGGUGGGAUCCGAGAUCGACAUUGGAGGCUACAGUGCCGAUCGAGUGAAGGAAGGAUACGCGCGGAAGUUGGCUCACCUUUGGCACGGACCGUUCCGUGUCGCCGAGAAGAUCAACGGAUUCAGCGUCAAGCUCGAGAUCACAGGUACCGGGUACCAGAUCUUCCCAGUAGUGCACGUGUCGAAGUUGAAAUUGGUCAAGGAUUUUCCGGAUCGGCCGCGAGUGGAACGUACGGUAGAUGAGGCGGAUCGUCUCGAUUUCGACGAGAUCUUGCUCUCAGAGGACAGUUGGGUCCCGGAUCUAGGGAUCGAUGAGUUUGAAGUCGAGCGGAUUUCUGACGUGCGGAGUGGGAAGAAGAUACGAUUUGGUCGGAUCUAUCGAGAGUUCCUGGUCCAUUGGGCAGAAUAUGAUGAGCCAACCUGGGUCGACGAAGCUGAUCUCAACUGCGGGGCAAUAUUGAACGCCUUCCUGCGAGAACGGGCCAAUCGGAAUCGCUUCAAUGUGAUGCAAUCACAUGAAGAGAUGUAA
This is a messenger RNA of Phytophthora megakarya, 1098 nucleotides long. NCBI's taxonomy places the organism in Eukaryota, Oomycota, Peronosporomycetes, Peronosporales, Peronosporaceae. The record is from the annotation of a GenBank genome assembly.